Messenger RNA from Spinacia oleracea (spinach), 3754 nucleotides. RefSeq names its product protein unc-13 homolog. Bases 192 to 3575 code for a protein of 1127 amino acids. The transcript is spliced from 27 exons. The record is from RefSeq and is a predicted model, not a curated record. Lineage: Eukaryota; Viridiplantae; Streptophyta; Magnoliopsida; Caryophyllales; Amaranthaceae.
ACAACUCACCUCAUCGAUUACUUAAUUAAAUUCCAGAAAAUCCAGCAGUGUUGCUGACUCUCUCUUUCCCCUUCUUCCUCGACUCUCUUUCUCUUUCAAACACAGUCUCAUAAAAUGCAGCCAAAAGUGUGUGCUUAAUUCUUGCUUGUUCGAGGUAAUUUUGGUGACACAUACAUUAACAACCGAAUUCAAUGGAAAUGGAAGGGGAGAGUGAGCUAGAACUUCUACAACGAUAUCGGCGCGACCGGCGUGUGCUUCUUAAUUUUAUGCUUUCUGGUAGCUUGAUUAAGAAGGUUAUACUUCCUCCUGGGGCUGUUUCAUUAGAUGAUGUGGAUCUGGAUCAAGUCAGUGUUGAUUAUGUUCUUAAUUGUGUUAAAAAAGGUGAAAUGCUUGAACUCUCUGAAGCUAUCAGAGAUUAUCAUGAUGGUUCAGAGUUCCCUUUUAUGACUAAUGGGGGCUCUAGUGAUGAUUUUUUCCUUGUUACUAACCAUGAACUUUCCGGUUCACCCCCGAGACGAGCACCACCACCAGUACCCUUAGUUGCCCCAUCAACCAUUAUUUCGAGUUUGUCAAAAUCAGAGUUUGUCGAUGAAGACAUGGUAUCAAACUCAGAGCCUUCUAUGCCAGAUACUUCUUCAAAUGUAGAUUUUCUUGCUAGGAGGAGUAUGUCACAGGCUGAAUCAUUCAGUUCAAUUCAAGCUAAAGAAUUGACUGUGGACGACAUUGAGGAUUUUGAAGAUGACGAUGACUUGGAAGAAGUUGACAGCCGAAGGGUUUCAAGACGAAUGCCAAAUGAUGCUUCUGAUCUUGUGGCUGUAUUGCCAAGUUUUUCUACAGGUGUUACUGAUGAUGAUCUUCGUGAAACUUCUUUUGAGAUCCUUUUAGCAUGUGCUGGAGCUUCAGGAGGUCUUAUUGUACCAUCAAAAGAAAAGAAGAAAGAGAAGAAGCCGUCCAGACUACUGAAAAAGCUUGGGCGUAGUAAAACUGAAAAUGUUGGAGCUGAGCCUCAACGUGCACCUGGCUUGGUUGGUCUAUUAGAGACUAUGCGUGUUCAAAUGGAGAUUUCAGAGGCAAUGGAUAUCAGAACAAGACAAGGCUUGCUUAACUCUCUUGCUGGAAAGGCGGGGAAAAGAAUGGACACCCUUUUGGUGCCUUUGGAAUUAUUAUGCUGUAUUUCGCGCACAGAGUUCCCUGACAAAAAGGCGUAUAUACGGUGGCAGAAAAGACAGUUAAACAUGUUGGAGGAGGGGCUUAUUAACCAUCCCGUUGUUGGUUUUGGAGAAUCUGGGCGGAAGUCCAAUGAAGUGAGGAUUCUUCUAGCUAAAAUCGAGGAAUCUGAGUUCCUUCCGGGAAAUACAGGGGAACUUCAAAGGUCAGAAUGUUUGAAGUCUCUCAGAGAUGUUGCUAAUACUCUUGCUGAGAGAGCAGCUCGUGGUGACUUAACUGGUGAAGUUUGUCACUGGGCUGAUGGCUAUCAUCUUAAUGUUCGGCUGUAUGAAAAGUUGCUGCUUAGUGUCUAUGACAUUCUGGAUGAGGGAAAGCUUACAGAGGAAGUGGAAGAGAUACUCGAGCUUUUGAAAUCGACAUGGCGUAUAUUGGGAAUAACAGAGACCAUACACUAUACAUGUUAUGCUUGGGUACUAUUUCGCCAGUAUGUGAUUACAAGUGAAAAAGGAAUGCUUCAACAUGCCAUUGAGCAGUUAAAGAGAAUUCCUUUGAAAGAGCAGCGUGGCCCACAGGAGAGGUUGCACCUGAAAAGCUUGCAAUCAAAGAUAGAAUGUGAAACAGGAUCUCAAAGUACCUCUUUUCUUCAAGCAUUUCUUGGGCCAAUCCAGAAGUGGGCAGAUAGACAGCUUGCAGACUAUCACCUGCAUUUUUCUGAGGAUUCGCACAAAAUGGAGAAUAUUGCAACUGUUGCAAUGGUUUCUAGGAGACUACUUGUGGAGGAAUCAGAAUCUUCUACUACUAUCAACGAUCAGGAACAAAUCGAGUCGUUUGUAAACUCGUCAAUUAAAAGUGUUUUUGCGCGGACAUUACAUGCUGUUGACACAAACUCAGAAACAGUACAUGAACAUCCGUUGACAUUGCUUGCUGAACAAAUAAAGAAAUUACUAAAGAAAGAGACUACAUUGUUUGUCCCAAUUUUGUCACAGUGGUAUCCACAAGCACUUGUUGUUUCAACAUCCCUUAUUCACAGGCUUUAUGGUAUAAAAUUGAAACCAUUCCUUGAUGGCGCUGAGCAUUUGACUGAGGAUAUAGUAUCUGUGUUUCCAGCAGCUCAUAGUCUUGAGCAGUAUAUUCUCGGGCUUUUGACUUCAACUUUUGGUGGUGAAGUUUCUGAGACCUACUGCAAAAAACUUGGGAGAUAUCAGAUUGAAAGUUUAUCCGGAACAUUAGUAAUGCGCUGGGUCAAUGCACAGCUGCAAAGGAUACAAAAUUGGGUUGAGCGUGCCAUUCAACAGGAGCGAUGGGAUCCAAUAUCACCUCAGCAGCGCCAUGGAACUUCAAUUGUUGAAGUCUACAGGAUCGUGGAAGAGACUGUAGACCAAUUUUUUGCCCUUAAAGUUCCAAUGGGUUCCGGGGAGCUCAGUAGCUUAUGCCGCGGUAUUGACAAUGCAUUUCAAGGAUACGCUAAUCUUAUUGUCGCUAAUUUGGCCAGCAAAGAGGAUCUGAUGCCACCUGUGCCCAUCCUCACACGAUACCGGAAGGAAGCUGGUAUUAAAGCUUUUGUAAAGAAAGAGCUUCUGGACCACCAGAAAAUCCCAGAAGAGAGAAAAUCAAGUGAGAUAAGUGUUCUGCCCACACCAGUUUUGUGCGUCCAACUAAAUACUCUUCAUUAUGCAGUUAGUCAUCUUGGUAAGCUGGAAGACAGCAUUUCUGAGUGUUGGUUGAAGAAGAAGCCUACUGAAAAGUUUACGAAGAAGACUUUGGAUGAGAAAUCAAAAAGCUUCAGCCAAAGGAAUACUUUUGAGGGCAGCAGAAAAGAUUUUAAUGCUGCUAUUGACAGAAUUUGCGAAUAUACUGGGACCAAGAUCGUUUUUUGCGAACUAAGGGAACCCUUCAUUGACAAUUUGUACAAGCCCAGUGUUUCUCAAACUAGAUUGGAAGCAUUAAUCGAGCCGCUUGACCUGGCGCUAAAUCUGCUAUGUGCAAUAAUCAUGGAGCCUCUACGUGAUCGACUUGUGACAAGUCUUCUACAAGCAUCUAUUGAUGGUCUGGUACGUGUUUUGUUAGAUGGAGGCCCAUCUCGCAUUUUCUCCCAGAGUGAUGCCAAACUGUUCGAAGAAGAUUUAGAUAUUUUAAAGGAGUUUUUUAUUUCUGGAGGAGAUGGUCUUCCUAGAGGAGUUGUGGAAAAUUUAGUGUCACGUGCGCGGCAUAUAGUACAAUUGCAUGGAUAUGAGACGCGGGAAUUGAUUGAAGACGUGAAAUCCGCAAGUGGGUUAGAACUACAUGGAGGGAGAAGUAAACUAGGAACUGAUGCUAAGACCUUGCUGAGAAUAUUGUGCCAUAGGGGUGAUUCAGAGGCUUCCCAGUUUGUUAAGAAACAAUUCAAGAUACCAAAGUCUGCUUUUUAAGUGUAUAAAUGCAGUCAUUAGAAAGUACAUACGAUACAGAGAUCGAUUGUGUACGUGGUUGUAGACUUGUAGAGAGCUGUAAUCUGACCUGAGCUUUUUCUGUAGCACAGUAUAUGAUCUGAUCUUUGCAAGUCCUCUUGCCAUUUAUUGUAUUUGUUAGUUCUUUUUGUACCAUGUAA